Molecule: messenger RNA, 1640 nt
Organism: Zingiber officinale
Lineage: Eukaryota; Viridiplantae; Streptophyta; Magnoliopsida; Zingiberales; Zingiberaceae
Product: ubiquitin receptor RAD23b-like
Exons: 13
Coding region: 120-1274 (384 amino acids)
Biological process (GO): proteasome-mediated ubiquitin-dependent protein catabolic process; nucleotide-excision repair
Cellular component (GO): nucleoplasm; cytosol
Molecular function (GO): ubiquitin binding; damaged DNA binding; proteasome binding
Source: RefSeq, a predicted model, not a curated record
AAAAUUCCUCUGUUUUCUCUUUCACGUUUGGGAUCUCAGUUUGUUCCUUCGAGUUCGAAUUAGGGUUCACUCUUCGUCUCGCGCUCGCGCUCGGGGCGGCGAAAAGUGAUUCGAUCGCCAUGAAGCUGACGGUGAAGACGCUCAAGGGCACCCACUUCGAAAUCCGAGUUCAGCCCAAUGAUACGAUUAUAGCUGUGAAGAAGAACAUCGAACAAGUACAAGGGAAAGAUAACUAUCCAUGGGGACAGCAGUUGCUAAUUCACAAUGGAAAAGUUUUGAAGGAUGAAACCACACUUGAAGAGAACAAAGUUCGGGAAGAUGGUUUUCUUGUUGUCAUGCUUAGCAAGAGUAAAGCUGCAAGCACCAGUGGAGCUUCCCCUGCUCAGCCAUCGGCAACAUCUGUAGUCCAGCACCCUGCACUUAAAGAUGCUCCCUCACAAGCUCCAUCACAAGUGCCAUCAGAAGUUCCAGCACAACCCAUCGUGGCAGAUAAUUCAUCAAAUACACCAGCUAGAUCUCAAGGCCCAAAUGCAGAUCUGUCUGAUGCCCAAGCUGCAUCAAAUUUAGUUGAAGGGAGUAACAUGGAACAAACGAUUGACCAAUUGUUGGAGAUGGGCGGUGGCAAUUGGGACAGAGACACAAUUUUGCGUGCACUUCGUGCUGCUUACAACAAUCCUGAAAGAGCUGUGGAAUACCUAUAUUCUGGCAUUCCAAUAACAGCUGAAAUUGCACUUCCGGGCGAUCAUUUCCCUUCAUCUGUGGUAUCUUCUCAAGGUGCUGAUACAGCUGAUGUGGCUGCUGCAGGGCCUCUCUUUGGAGUACCAAAUUCCUCUCCUUUGAACAUGUUCCCUCAGGGCAAUAGUAAUUCUGAAGGUGGUGCUGGAGGUGGAUCUCUUGAUUUCCUCAGAAAUAACCAACAAUUCUUAGAAUUUAGAGCAAUGGUUCAUGCAAAUCCACAAAUAUUGCAGCCAAUGCUUCAGGAAUUAAGCAAACAAAACCCUCAACUGUUGAGAUUAAUACAGGAGCAUCAUGAAGAGUUUCUUCAGUUAAUGAAUGAACCUAUUGAAGGUCUUGAAGGGGAUCUGUUUGAUCAACCUGAUCAAGAUGAGAUGCCUCACACCAUAAGUGUGACGCCCGAAGAACAGGCGGCCAUGGAACGACUUGAAGCAUUGGGUUUUGACCGAGCACGAGUUAUCGAAGCUUUCCUAGCCUGCGACAGGAACGAGGAAUUGGCAGCAAACUAUUUACUUGAGCAUUAUGGAGAAGAAGAUUAAGGGUUUUGGUAUGUGCCAAGAUAAUUAUGAUCACAUGGAUUUUUCUGCUAAUUCACUCCCUGGAAUUUCGAAACAACCUCCAUCUGACUAUGCUCAUGCCGCUUCGCUUGAUGAUGAAUUAAUUGAUUGCUUGUUGGAGAAAUUUGUACUUUGAAGGUGAUAGAAAUUGUAUCAGGUAGGGUAAGUGGCCACCUUAUUCAUAGAUAUUCUUUCCAAAAAAUUUAACCAGUGGCGAUAAACUGAUGUUCAUCUUCGGCGGAUAAUGUAAACUUCUCUUCAUUCUUCACAUGUAUCUUUUCUUUUUUGAAACAUGAUGUUCUUCCUAAAUAUUGAUAUUGGCUGUAAUUUAAUUGUGAUUUAGGUCCA